GAUGAUGUUGAUAUGUACAUGAAGCAGCCUGAGAAUGAGACGGCAGAUAUUGCACUUCAAAAGUUGGAUGAACAACACAAGAAAUACAAGUUUAUGGAGGUUAAUCUAAUGCAGAAAAAGAAGAGGUUGAAGCAGCAAGUACCCGACAUAAAACAAACUCUAGAUAUCUUGCGGCAUGUCAAGAAGAAAAAGGAAUCAGAAGAGUCGCUUAGUACAAGAUUUCUACUUGCCGACCAGCUCUACUGUCAAGCAGAUGUCCCACCUACAGAUAGAGUAUGCUUGUGGCUAGGAGCUAACGUCAUGUUGGAGUAUUCAACCGGGGAGGCUGAAACCCUGCUAGCUAAGAACCACCAGGCUGCGAAUGAGAGUUUAGCUCAGAUAGAAGAAGACCUUGAUUUCAUUCGGGAUCAGUACACUACCACUGAAGUCAACAUGGCUAGAGUUUACAACUGGGAUGUCAAAAGAAGACAAGCACUUGCAGGAACAGCAGCAAGUGCAUCCGCAUCCUAAGCAAUAAAAGAUGAAACUUGCUUUGCAUAUUUUCUUCUAUUUCCUCUUGAAUCACUGCUAGCCUGGUAGAAAUGAUUUUCCUUAGUUCAGCGCAUCAUAGUACACCUCUGCAUGAACAUGCAUGGAUGGCACAUGCAGGCCUCUCAGUAAUGCAGUAGGGUUGGUAGCAGUGUCAUCUUAUAACAGCUCACAUACAUCUAAUGCCACUGAGUGUAAUUUGCACGAUGAGCUGUACACUUGGAUUCUAUCGAUUCAGGAGUAUACCCAAGCUUGUCUAUUUUCUCAUGGUUUAUUUCACUCGUGAUUGCCUCCUGCCUAAGUUGCCAGUGUAGUGGCGUUGGAUUGCAUGGUGGGGCAAAAAUGUUUGUUAGAAUAAUAAGUUCAUAAUUCUGCCAUUUGUAUUUAAACCCCAUGAUUGAUGGGUUAGUCGAGGUGUGUUAAUACUUUUGAAAAUUACAUUGUAGCAAUAAAGCUAAACACCGUGUUUCAAACAAGCACAUGUACAGGUUUUGUAACAGUGCUUUUAAUAAAUGUAAAUUAUCACCUAGUAAUUAAUUCCUUAUAAUUAUGCAGUUAACCAUCCUCCUCCAAAUUCGAAUGGGUAAUUUUCAUUGUAAGUUAUACAUGACUGUCAUGUAGCUUUUUGGUAGAUAAGCUUGACUAUUAUUAUGUUAAAUAUGCCCGUGCUUUGACUCUUGACAUCUCCUAAAAACCUUGUGACAUUAGAUACAUAAUUGCGCAUAGAAAACACAAUUAUGUUAAAUUUGCAUUUACUCAAUCUGUGACAGACUAUGAAAUUCUGCUAAAAGCUUUGAUAAACAUAACACAAUAAAUGUAUUUAUGGACGAGUACAUAGAAAGUAUACAUACAGCAACUUUUUACCCUGUAA
This is a messenger RNA of Priapulus caudatus, 1399 nucleotides long. RefSeq names its product prefoldin subunit 3-like. Gene Ontology annotation, molecular function: tubulin binding. Gene Ontology annotation, cellular component: prefoldin complex; cytoplasm. The record is from RefSeq and is a predicted model, not a curated record. Lineage: Eukaryota; Metazoa; Priapulida; Priapulimorpha; Priapulimorphida; Priapulidae. Gene Ontology annotation, biological process: protein folding; tubulin complex assembly; microtubule-based process.